CCCAAGGGUGCAGCGCUGUGAAAUCAUAUCAAGUGAUCUGAGUGUUGGGAUUAAAUUGAGAUCCAUGGAGAGGAAAGUGUUGAGGGGGGUUAUGGCAAUUUUCCUCUUAGGGGGGUGGUGUCAUUGUGAUGGCUGCUUGGACCACGAAAAAACUGCUCUCUUGCAACUUAAACAUUCCUUCAAUUAUCACAACCAUGGUUUAGAUGAAUGGGUGGAGGGAGAUUGUUGUAAAUGGAAAAGGGUUGAGUGUAAUAUUUUCACUGGUCGAAUCAUUCGACUUUUCCUUAACCUUACAGCCAUUGAACACCAACAUGGCUUCUUUAAUACUCAUCAUGUGGGGAACGGUGUAGAGUAGUAUUGGGGAAAGAGGGAGCAAUGGCAUCUCAAUGUUUCUUUGUUUCUUCCUUUUUCAAGAAUUAAAGAGUGGGAAUUCAAUAGCUGGGUGUGUUAACAGUCAAGAAACAAGGAGAAUUGCGGGCUAUGAAGCUUGAGGUGCUUGAUUUAAGUGUAAAUUUCUUCAACAACACCAUACUCUCAUUCCUUGCUUUACUCUCAAAUUUGAAGUUUUUGAAUAUCAAAUCUAAUAGAUUGGAAGGAGCUAUACACAUUAAAGAUUCAGAAAUUUGGAAGAGUUAUUCUUGCAAGGUUCUUGGACAUUUGACUUCUCUCAAGCGUUUGGUUUUAUAUAAAUGUGAGAUCAAUGGAAGCCUAACCCUUCAAGGCUUUUGCGGAAUGACAAAUCUUCAAGAAUUGGAUUUCACCAACAGUAAUUUAAAGGGUGGCUUGCCCAAUUGCUUCUCCAACCUCACAUCUUUACGUAAAUUAGAUCUAAUUUCUUACAAUAUAUUAGCCCUUCACAGUUUAAAAUCCCUUGAAACAUUAGCUCUUUCUUUCAAUACAUCUGUAUUCCAAUAACUUCUCUAGAAAUAUAUCUGCCCUUGAGAGUAUAACAUCUCUUGAAAGAUUCUCUCUCUCUUCCAACCAAUUUUUUGGAAAUAUUUUAGCUCUUAAGAAUCUACCAUCCCUCCAAGAUUUGAGCCUUUCGAAUCCCGAUCUCAUUGGGGCCUUUGUUCAACCUUUCAAAACUCAAAUGCCUAUAUGCUGACAACAAUAUUGUACAUGCUGGAACCCAUAUGCAUUCUUUGGCCCCUUGUUCCAACUAAAAGAUCUUAGUUUAUCAUGUUGUGGAGAUCAGAGAUUUAAAUUGCGGUCGCGUCGCGUUUGUCGCGGUCGCGGACAUAACGGACGCUAUUGCGGUCACUGCGGGUAUCGCGGUCGUGAAUUUUUUUCAAAUUCGCACAACUUACUGUAAAACAUAGUAAUUAUAAUUAUAAUUAUAAAAAGUCACUUUGAAUGAUUUUUAGAGUGUUUUCUAACACUUAUGAACCUUUAUUAAUAUGACAUGAGAA
Molecule: messenger RNA, 1409 nt
Organism: Gossypium raimondii (Peruvian cotton)
Lineage: Eukaryota; Viridiplantae; Streptophyta; Magnoliopsida; Malvales; Malvaceae
Product: receptor-like protein 15
Exons: 4
Coding region: 481-915 (144 amino acids)
Molecular function (GO): protein binding
Source: RefSeq, a predicted model, not a curated record